This is a messenger RNA of Fomitopsis serialis, 929 nucleotides long. RefSeq lists its product as uncharacterized. The record is from RefSeq and is a predicted model, not a curated record. The transcript is spliced from 3 exons. Bases 319 to 564 code for a protein of 81 amino acids. Lineage: Eukaryota; Fungi; Basidiomycota; Agaricomycetes; Polyporales; Fomitopsidaceae.
CCCAGCAUCUGCCUCCGCGAUACGGCCUCUCGCUUGUGCGAUAGUCACAGCACUUGGUACGGCUCUGGCGGACGGCUCACGCGGCAUUGUGCAAGCUCAGAUGGAGACGCAUGAGGGAGCUCGCUGCCCUCGACGUCGCAUCAAGUUUGAAUCAACUCGUCAGAGACCGAACAACAGCCACACGGUGCUGCUGCGCCGGACCACCUGCUGACACCAACUCUUCACCACAGCGUGGAAGCCAGGCCAGCUGCCGCUCUACAGCGUGCCUAUGACCGCACGGAGCGCUCUGGGUGCCAGUGCACGUUCGGUAUAUCGGGAAUGGUUGCGUUCUCACUCAAAUCUAGUCUAGAAAGUAUAUUUUGGUAUUCUUCCACUGCCUUAUACGUAUACAAUCAGAAGGCUCAGGGCUUUUCUCAGCGCAACCUCGCUACCUCAAGCUCACGCUUCAAGGCCUCAAAGUUGGUUUUCAUUAGUAAAUUCAAUGCCAGCAAACAACUCUUGGCAAGCCAUGUUCGGGACCGCGUCCGUCUGUCGUCUGUGAAUGGGCGCGAGCUAAGUGCUUAAUCGUUUCCGCCUCGACGCCGCCGCUUCUACGUUCGAACGAUGUCCCGAUACUUCAAGUGCUUGUGCAGCAAUCGAUGAUCGACGCGUAGUUCGGCAGCGCCGAAUUUUUUGAAGGGGAACAAAAGGGUAAAUAGCUUACACAACAUAGGUCUACUCAAAUUGCUCUUCGGACCUCUGCUUAGCCUUUCAUUCGACGAUGUCAGCAUCUGCAGCCGACGUUGGCUGUCGGCCCUCCAGGGCCCAAUUUCUCGGCUCCUUGAAGGGAAUGACGUACUCUUGUAGUUGACUAUUCGCUCGGAUUCACUCCGUGUCUUUUCGCCACGUCAGUGCUAUAAUGGAAUUAGAAGUGUUGCCAGAACACCAGC